UGCUUGUUUAUUUAUCAGUUCGCAUUUCAAAGUUGUAGGGGUGACGUAUGAUUAAUUAUCACAGAGGGGCACCUCCCCAGAGGUGCAACGCUAACGAACAUUCCCGUUUUGACACCACGGGUUUCUGCUCUGACCGAAGUACUUAUUGCCAGCCGGAGCACGAACGAUGUAGCGCAAAGAUCGAGCUGCAGGCAGCAUUACUCUACUAUAGCACCAAAAUGAGUGAAAAUGAAGACCAAGGUGGUCUGGCAAACAUGGAUAAUUUAACAGAAAGAGAAGAAUAUGAGGAUGACUUUGAAAAAGACCUUGAAUGGCUAAUUAAUGAAGAGGAAAAGGAAAGCCUUGGUGAAAGAGAGACUCCUGAAGAGGCAGAAGACGACAUUGAGGGGAAAGAUGUUAAAGUUGUGGCGACCUUUGAGGAAGACCAUGAGAAAAUGGAAAACAAUCCAGAUGAGCUUUCGGAAGGAGGCAUAGAUGUGAAAGUGAAGCCCUGUGAGGAAGAAAGUUUGGUAUCUGGAUCUGACGUGAAAGAGGGAGACCAGGUUUCUGAUACUGAUAGUGAAUGCUCUAUCCAGGAAUCCAAGCUGGAAAACCAGCAGGAAUUGGAUGAGGAAGUAGAUGAAGAAAUAAAGCGUUAUGUCUUGGAAAAGAUUGAGGAAGCCAACAAACUGCUGGAGAAUCAGGCUCCUGUGGGUGAGAACAGAGAGCGGAAAUUAAAAUUUAAGGAUACGUUGGUGGAUCUUGAAGUUCCUCCUCUUGAAGAUGUAGAAGUUUAUAAAACAGACCUUGCAGGAGGAGGUGAUGUUUCAACCAAGCUGUCUCAGUUGCAUAUUUCUAAUGAAACGGGACCGGAAAGCGCAUCGCUUUCAUUGCCUGCUGGCAAGAAUGAGGAACAGAAGAAUGGUAAAGUCCUGGUGGAAAAAGAUGGAAAGUUUGAACUCUUAAGUUUACGUGAUAUUGAAAGCCAGGGCUUUUUGCCCCCAAUAAGUGUUUCUUUCACUGAUAUUGAAACUCAACGUACAUCUCCAAAAUCUUCUCACCUCAGUUCUUCUGGCACUGUCUCUCGAAUGAAGGAAGUACGUCCAGUAAGACCAGGCAUACAUUCUUUUUCUCCUGCUGCAGAAGAGUGUGCCUUUUUGCCUAAGCCUCCAUCUAACCCUAAACAUCGCCCAAAUUCUGCUAUCAAUGCUGCAAGAGGCCUGGGAAAACGGAAGACUCCACCAAGAGCACAGUCUGCAAAUGUGCCCUUGAGAAGUUCCACUUACUGCCUUUCUCCCAGACAAAAAGAGCUACGGAAGCAGUUAGAACAAAGGAAGGAAAAACUGAGGAAAGAGGAAGAAGAAAGGAAAAAAGAGCAAGAAGAACAGAAGAGAAGGGAGAAUGAGAUGGUGUUUAGAGCUUGGUUACAGAAGAAGAAAGAACAAGUGCAAGAAGAAAAGCGAAUUCGUCGUGCAAAGGAGCUAGAAAACUUGAACAGCAAAGAGAGAAACAGGAAUCCAGAAGAAGCAUUCAAGUUAUGGCUUAAAAAAAAGCACCAAGAACACAUGAAAGAAAAACAAAUAGAAAUUUUGAGACGGCAGGAAGAGGGAAUUACAUUUUUUCCAAGGACAGAGGAAUGCAACAGAGCUUUUAAAGAAUGGCUAAAAAGAAAGAGAGAAGAAAAGCGAGCAGAAGAACUGGCGGCUAAAGAGACAGCAAGGCAGCUUAGAUUAGAAGCUAGAAGAGCAAAGCAGAUGCAGAACAUCCACAGCAUUAGCUCGGAGCCUAGAUCUUUUCGCUUCAGAGACAAUUACAGUUGAAAAUUUGGAGGUAACCACUGAGUUCUUGGGGACAGCCCACUUAAUUUUUAUGCCUUGAGCUACUGCUCUUUAUAGCUACUGACUUUGUGGUGUUUUUAAAGCUUUCUAGCAAAUGCAGCAGUCCCCUUCAUUGACAAUGGUUUUGCUACUUAUUUAUAAUUAAUUUUGUUGAAAAGCCUGCUUUUAUGCACAACUCAGGGAUCGUCUUGGUUUGACCAAAUCAAAAUGAGAGCGAGAUCUAUUUGCGAGGGUGGCAAAUAUAUAUUUCCUUUUAAAAGGCACUUUAUACUGAACUCCACCAUGAAUUCCUGGAUGCAGGCUAUUAUUAUGUUUUUAAUUUAUUUUAUUUUAUUCUGCUGCAUUAAUAUUGCUAUUUGCUGCUUGUGAUGAGUGUACAACUUGUGGUGUUGGAAAAUGCUUUCUGGAAUCUCUGCCACUUUCUGUUGGCCUGUGGACCAGCUGUUCCUGCCUACCUGAAGGACUAUUCUAACUCAGGGAAAGUGGUGACUAAAGGCUAAUGUGUAUGUGAACUUGCAGGUUUUUGGAACUUUAUUUCUGUGAGUCAAACUGAUGCAUUUAUAUUUAGCAAUUUUCUAUUCCAUGAAAUGAAAGAUAAUGUAAAUUAUGACCUUUACCAAUAUCAAGGAAGCUGAAUUCCUUGUGUACGUUUUCACGUUUGCUACAUUUACUAAAAUAUACCACCACCUUGAUAUUGGGAGCUCUUGAGAGAGAAUGUGCUGAAGUGACUGAUGAAAUCACAGUUAUCUGCAUGGAACACAGGGUCUGAAAUGAGCUGUAUUAAAUCCAAAAUUGUAACUUGUAAGCAAAGAAAAUUUAUUGUAUUCUUCAUGCAAACCAAAGCAUGCCCAAGAAUAGCAAGAACUUGUAACUUGCAAAUUCUGUUCAUGGUAUGAGACUUAAAAGAAAAAAAUGGGUGAAAGCAGCUACUGUAGAAACCCUUUUCUUAUAUUAGACACUACCUAUGAUAAAUCUGGGAGUUAAAUUAAAAUGCUUAUUUGCAUCCUCCUGA
This is a messenger RNA of Gallus gallus (chicken), 2829 nucleotides long. RefSeq names its product coiled-coil domain containing 181 (gene CCDC181). Lineage: Eukaryota; Metazoa; Chordata; Aves; Galliformes; Phasianidae. The record is from RefSeq and is a predicted model, not a curated record. The transcript has 6 exons. Bases 48 to 1799 code for a protein of 583 amino acids. Gene Ontology annotation, molecular function: microtubule binding.